Hydatigera taeniaeformis is the source of this 1077-nucleotide messenger RNA. Lineage: Eukaryota; Metazoa; Platyhelminthes; Cestoda; Cyclophyllidea; Taeniidae. The record is from the annotation of a GenBank genome assembly.
AUGUCUGAGGGGUUGGCAUUCAGCCUGACAGGUCAAAACCACCUCUCCGCACCUACUAUUCCCCUAUUCCCAGAACUUACGUCUUUUCAAAAUCUCAACAACACCAGCAACAGUGAUGGAUUGGAUACGGAGGGAGAACUACACCGUAGAUUGAAGUUCAAACUCCAUCGCACCAAACCUCAUGAAAUGUCGGCCAGUAAUCUCAAACACAAGGCGGCCGGAGCCGAACCGGCUUCACGUCUAGCUGAGAUUCUUCGUGAGCAAACUUUGGAAGGUAGGAUUCCACUUCGGAGAUCCUCGGCAGAUCUUGUGGACUCCUCAAUAAUUUUGCGGUUAAUGGCACAACAACACCAAAACUCUCUUCAUUCGCAUGAGACGAGUGCGUUCAACGUUGUCUCGCCCCUUCCAGCCUCUGAAGACGGUGUUUCUCCUAGUUCUACUCCUUCGUCUUCCUAUCAUACUGGUCCAGACGCCGAGGAGGCUUCCUGUUCAAUGGCGAAGCCCUUCAGCUGUCCCUUUGAUCUCCACGUGCUUUCGUUGAAUCCUACCCCACAAAUCCAUCCAGUGUUCACUGAACGCCGCGCUUCCGAUCCCUGUCCUGCUUCCUAUGCCUCUCUACAGAAACAGACGGUCCCACAAAACGCUAGAAGCGCCCCAACUGGACGUGUGAAAACGCACCAUUGUACAUUCCAAGGCUGUGACAAGGCCUACUUUAAGAGCUCCCAUCUUAAAGCCCACGUCCGAACGCAUACUGGUGAAAAGCCGUACGCCUGUGACUGGGAGGGAUGCGGACGUCAAUUUGCUCGAUCCGAUGAAUUGUCGAGGCAUAAGCGAGCUCACACUGGAGAACGCAAAUUUACCUGCAAUUUUUGCCCUCGCCGAUUUAGUCGCAGUGACCAUCUCAACAAACACAUGAAACGGCAUCAAUUGGAGGUGGUUACUGCUGCCACAGCGAUCAAUGGUAGCGCCAGUAGUUCUGGCGUUGCAGACAUUGAGAAACGCGCUUCUAUCGAUGUACCCUCGUCUCUAAUUCCCCAAGAGACUGGACCACGAUUUCAUCUCUGGUCUGAUGAGUAG